Molecule: messenger RNA, 657 nt
Organism: Heteronotia binoei (common prickly gecko)
Lineage: Eukaryota; Metazoa; Chordata; Lepidosauria; Squamata; Gekkonidae
Product: zinc finger and SCAN domain-containing protein 30-like
Exons: 3
Coding region: 88-648 (186 amino acids)
Source: RefSeq, a predicted model, not a curated record
CUCCUCCCUCGUGGGAAAGUUCUGCUGGAGCUUCCCCAUCUCACCUCCGCUCCGUUCUCGGAGCCAGCCUGGUAGACGGGAAAGGAGAUGGAGGAGCAGGACCCAGAAGGAUCAGCAAGGAAAGACCCACACCUCCUCCAGGCAGGGAGUGGGGCUGAAUUCUGGGAAGGAGCUGUGCCGGAGAUCCUGCAUCAGGACCCUGGGACUUCAGAGGAACAUCGCCAGCGUUUCCGGCAGUUCUGCUACCAGGAAGGUGCCGGGCCCCGAGAGGUUUGCAGCCAGCUCCAUGGACUUUGCAAGCAGUGGCUGGAGCCGGAGCGGCACUCCAAGAAGAAGAUCCUGGACCUGGUGAUCCUGGAGCAGUUCCUGGCCCUCCUGCCCGAGGACAUGCAGUGCUGGAUCAGAGAAUGUGGACCGGAGACCAGUUCCCAGGCGGUGUCCCUGGCCGAAGGUUUCCUCCUGAGUCAGGCAGAGGAGAAGCGGCAGGUGGAGCAGAUGUGGGGACGCUCUGUGAAGGCGGAAGUAAAUUUCUCUGAGGAGGAAGGGUCUCCUCUGGAGGAAGAGCAGAAGGCCCAGGCCCAGGAGAGUUCCCAAGAUGCCCUCUCAUGUGGUAAGGGUGCCUUGUGCCCAGUUUUGGGCCCAUUGUGAAGUUGUUGG